AUGCCUGUCGGCAUCAUCAAACCGUCGAACCAGAUCAAGCUGACCAACGUGUCGCUGGUGCGCAUGAAGAAGGGCAAGAAGCGCUUCGAAAUCGCAUGCUACAAGAACAAAGUCCUCGAGUGGCGCAACAAGGUCGAAAAGGAUCUUUCCAAUGUCUUGCAAAUCGAAAACGUCUUCCUCAACGUCUCCAAGGGUCAAGUCGCCCCCAAGACCGAUCUCGAAAAAGCCUUUCCCAAGAAGUCGCUCGAGGAAAUCAUCAUAGAUAUACUCGAUCACGGCGAGCUGCAGGUAGGCGAGAAGGAGCGCAAUGCCGAGCUCGAGAGGACCAAGAAUGAGGUCAUCGACAUCGUAUCCGGAAAGCUGGUGGAUCCCAAGACGAAGCGCGUGUACACAACAGGCAUGAUUGAGAAGGCGCUGGAUCAGCUGAGUUCUGCUGCAGCGUCGCAGCAGAGUGAAAAGGAAAAGGGCGAGGCCAAGGAAGAUGGUGACGAAAAGGCAAAAGCGAAGGAGCUACCAAAGUGGACUGGCGUCGUCACCAACAAGUCGGCCAAAUCGCAAGCCCUGUUUGCCAUGAAGGCGCUCAUCGCUCAUCAGCCAAUACCCGUCGCUCGCAUACAAAUGAAGCUGCGCAUUACGUGUCCAACUUCUGUCCUUAAACAGAGCAUCAAGACUGCGCCAAAGGCCCAAGCGGGUGCCGAAGACAAGGGCACAGUAGGUACCGUCAAGGAUGCCAUACUCGGCCUCAUGGAAAAGGUUGAGAGCCAAGAUACCGUAGGCGCAGAGUGGGAAGCGGUGGGCCUCAUCGAGCCCGGUGCGUUCAAGGGUCUUAACGAGCUGAUCGAGGGCCAGACAAAAGGAAGGGGCAACGUUGAAGUGCUCGAAAUGGCGGUUGGCGCUGAUGAUUGA
Molecule: messenger RNA, 906 nt
Organism: Bipolaris oryzae ATCC 44560
Lineage: Eukaryota; Fungi; Ascomycota; Dothideomycetes; Pleosporales; Pleosporaceae
Exons: 2
Coding region: 1-906 (301 amino acids)
Biological process (GO): ribosome biogenesis; cytosolic ribosome assembly
Source: RefSeq, a predicted model, not a curated record